Molecule: messenger RNA, 593 nt
Organism: Pseudophryne corroboree (corroboree frog)
Lineage: Eukaryota; Metazoa; Chordata; Amphibia; Anura; Myobatrachidae
Gene: RPS18
Product: ribosomal protein S18
Exons: 6
Coding region: 91-549 (152 amino acids)
Biological process (GO): translation
Cellular component (GO): cytosol; ribosome; small ribosomal subunit
Molecular function (GO): structural constituent of ribosome; RNA binding
Source: RefSeq, a predicted model, not a curated record
ACUGCCGGAAGUGAUGUCAUGGGGGCUGGCUCUGUAUAAGAGCGAGGUGCGUCACUUCCUUUCUCUCUCUCUUUCCCUGACGCCGGCGCCAUGUCGCUCGUGAUCCCUGAGAAGUUCCAGCACAUCUUGCGUGUUCUGAACACGAACAUUGAUGGGCGCAGGAAGAUCGCCUUUGCCAUCACCGCAAUUAAGGGUGUUGGACGCCGUUACGCUCAUGUUGUCCUGCGCAAAGCUGAUAUUGACCUAACCAAGCGAGCGGGGGAGCUGACUGAGGAUGAGGUGGAACGUGUGGUCACCAUUAUGCAGAAUCCUCGUCAGUACAAGAUCCCAGAUUGGUUCCUGAACAGACAAAAAGACAUUAAGGAUGGAAAAUACAGCCAGGUUCUGGCUAACGGUCUAGACAACAAACUCCGUGAAGAUCUGGAGAGGCUGAAGAAGAUUAAGGCUCACAGAGGACUGCGUCACUUCUGGGGUCUGCGUGUUAGAGGACAGCACACAAAGACCACCGGCCGUCGCGGGCGCACAGUGGGUGUGUCCAAGAAGAAGUAACAUGUUUGGCUGUGUUUGUCAAUAAAGUUCUUUAUAAAACCAAA